Sander lucioperca (pikeperch) is the source of this 2058-nucleotide messenger RNA. RefSeq names its product acetyl-coenzyme A synthetase 2-like, mitochondrial. The coding region runs from base 1 to 1917 and encodes 638 amino acids. The record is from RefSeq and is a predicted model, not a curated record. Gene Ontology annotation, molecular function: acetyl-CoA synthetase activity; AMP binding. The transcript is spliced from 13 exons. Gene Ontology annotation, cellular component: mitochondrion. Lineage: Eukaryota; Metazoa; Chordata; Actinopteri; Perciformes; Percidae.
AUGAGACACCUGGGCGCACCUGAGAGACAGAGAUCUGUGUGUGUGUGUGUGUGUGUGUGUGUGUGUGUGUGUGUGUGUGUGUGUGUGUGUGUGUGUCAGUCCCAGCUCUGGAGGCAGAGCAGCAACAUGGCGGCUCACAGCAGCAGAGGCGCGAGCCUCCUCGGGACCCUGCUGAUCCGGUGCAGGACCCCUGGACCGGGUCAAACCCGGACCGGACCUGGACUACUCCGUUGUGCGUCCUACGUGUCUGCACCGCCGCCGCCACCGGGGACGUGGAGCUCCCAGCUGUCCCGCAUGUCGCAUCGGGAUCUGUACCGGCUCUCGGUCACGGAUCCGGAUCGGUUCUGGGGAUCCGCGGCGGUGGACAGACUCCGCUGGGUGGAACCGUUCCACCUGGUCCGGGACUGCGAUCUCCCCACCGGGAAGAUCAGCUGGUUCCUGGGAGGGAAACUCAACGUGUCCGUGAACUGUUUGGACGUCCACGUUGAGAAACACCCGGAGCGAGUGGCUCUGAUCUGGGAGCGAGACGAACCGGGCACCGAGGUCAACGUCACCUACAGAGAGCUGCUGGAGAUGACCUGCCGCCUCGCCAACACCCUGAAGAGCCAUGGGAUCCAGAAGGGGGACCGGGUCGCCAUUUACAUGCCGGUGUCGCCGCUGGCGGUGGCGGCCAUGUUGGCGUGUGCCCGUAUCGGAGCGGUGCACACCGUGGUGUUUGCUGGCUUCAGCUCGGAGGCUCUGGCCGGGAGGAUCCAGGACGCCCAGUGUAAAGCCGUGGUCACCUGUAACCAAGGCGUGCGCGGAGGCCGCCUCACCGAGCUGAAAGCCACAGUGGACGCGGCGGUGAAAGUGUGCCCGACGGUCCAACACGUGUUCGUGUCUCAGAGGACAGAAACGCCGGCUGUGAUUGGACGGCUGGACGUCCCGCUGGAGCAGGUGAUGUCCCGUCAGAGUCCCGUUUGUCCUGCGGAGCCUCUGGACAGUGAAGACCUCCUUUUCCUUCUCUACACAUCAGGAAGUACGGGGAAACCUAAAGGCAUCGUCCACACACAGGCCGGAUACCUGCUGUACUGCUCGCUCACACACCAGUACGUGUUUGACUACCGAGACGGCGAUGUGUUUGGCUGCGUGGCGGACGUGGGCUGGAUAACGGGUCACAGCUACGUGGUGUACGGCCCGCUGUGUAACGGCGCCACCAGCGUCCUGUUUGAGAGCACGCCGGUUUACCCCGACCCAGGCAGGUACUGGGAGACCGUGCAGCGUCUGAGGAUCACGCAGUUCUACGGCGCUCCAACGGCUCUGCGUCUGCUGCUGAAGUACGACGACAGCUGGGUGAAGAAGUACGACCGCUCGUCUCUGAGGACGCUCGCCUCAGUGGGAGAGCCCAUUAACCACGAGGCUUGGCACUGGUUCCACAGCGUGGUCGGAGACGGACGCUGUCCUCUAGUGGACACCUGGUGGCAGACAGAGACGGGUGGAGUCUGCAUCGCCCCCCGUCCUGCAGAGGAAGGAGCCGCCAUCGUCCCGGCGAUGGCCAUGAGGCCGUUCUUCGGCAUCCAGCCCCAACUCCUGGGAGACAAGGGUGAGCCUCUGUCCGGUAACGGUGUGAGCGGCGCUCUGUGUCUCAGCGGGCCAUGGCCCGGGAUGGCUCGCAGCAUCUUCGGAGACCACCAGAGGUUCAUUGAUGCCUACUUCAAACCCUACCCAGGUUAUUACUUCACCGGGGAUGGAGCGUUCCGGUCCGACGACGGUUUCUACCAAAUCACCGGCCGGAUGGAUGAUGUCAUCAACGUGAGCGGCCACCGGCUUGGCACAGCCGAAAUCGAAGACGCUCUGGAUGAACAUCCAGCUGUUCCAGAAUCAGCUGUGAUCGGAAUCCCACAUGACAUCAAAGGGGAAGGUGAGAGUUUCCCAUGAUGCUUUGCUGCCACCUGCUGCUCUGUUAGGGAAUAACAGGGGACCAAUCACAGAGCAGGAUAUAUCAUUACAUCAUCACAAACAAUUUACUCCAGUACUAUACUUCAGUCCAAAUGUUGACGUACUUUUGUGUCACUUUAG